Molecule: messenger RNA, 5357 nt
Organism: Biomphalaria glabrata
Lineage: Eukaryota; Metazoa; Mollusca; Gastropoda; Planorbidae
Exons: 8
Coding region: 183-5138 (1651 amino acids)
Source: RefSeq, a predicted model, not a curated record
AUUUACAUUAUAAAAGCAAAAUAAAUAAAAAAUAAAAUAAUUGAUCUAAUUUAAAAGAAGAAAUUUAAGUAAAAAUACGCCGAAUUGCCUUUACCAUGUAAUUUUUCUCGAGGUUGGUCUUUCUGAGACUAUCUUUUGACAGAGCUCCCUCAAAGACAAACAUCGACUAGAAUACUGAUUAGAUGAAACCAAAGAAACUGUUGGAAAGCGUUAAUUUCACCAGUUACAUGGUUCACCCAGACGUUUGGUCAUUCCUAGACGAAGUCCACGAUGUGGCGAUCGCGGUGUACACAUUCAUCUUGCGGCACCAGAUCCUGGCUAUCAUAAAUAUCGUCGUAAUUUCUCUAAACCUUUUCUUUAUCUGGACAUUCGGCAAACGGAAAUCGUCCAAACUGCAUGCCACGUCCCCUCGCUCGGACCGGUCAAGUAGAUCUACUUAUAAUCCAUUUUUAAAAAGGCUUCAAGCCAGGGCGCAAAAAAAUAAUACAAUUUUUACAGCCAAGAAAAAUUCUUAUAGAUCUUCCAACCAACACGACUGUGCGAAGUCUUCAACCAAUGUGCCGAAAGUUUCCCCUACGUCAGGGGGCAACGUCGCUAAGACUUCCUUCCACCUCGCUGGUCGCUGCAGCUGCUCGCCCACAUUGGAGAGUUCCUCUGACGAGGUAGAGGAAACCCUUGACGAAAUCACCUGGGGAUUCGACACGUCGCCCUUGUCCUCGCAUUUCGUGGCAGAGAGGGACAGCGCUGGAAACUGCAGGCAGCGCCACCUUUUUGCCAACGCCACAGGGGCGCCGGUUAAAUCGUUUGCCAAAGAACAGCCUUCAUUUCCCAAAAAUGUGAUGAAGCCAGAUCGGCUGAAUGCGUACCGUCGUUCUAUAGUCAAUACCCUUAACCUUCGCGCCAAACGAUUGGCUGCUGGGUCAAAGGUCGCCAUAAACACUGAAGGCACACAAGGUUCCCGGGAAUCUAAAAAAAAUUCUACCUUCAGUCGAUCACCAAGGCGCCCAACUCGACAACAUGUUUACUCGGUUACCAAAUCGGGUGACUCUGAGUCCAGUCCCGCCAAAGUGGUAUCCAAAAGAUCAUGCGUUAAACGUCGCGCGGCAGUACCGCCCAAAAGGAUGCCAAAGUCGUCCCCGUUAAAGCCAGAAUUGAAAAGGGCAAAAGUUUGGGAAAAAGAAAUCACUUCCGACUCCGAUGAUAACAAAAACCUGGCCAACAUCCCUCAGAGCAGACGACAUUCUGAGUCGUCGGAACAAGGUGGCAACCGCAGCGAGACGAGCGUAGUGUGUAAACGAGACAGCUGGAUCUGGUUCUCGCCGGAAACGAAACCAAGUGACGAGAAUUUUUUCUCCAGGCAAAACAAGUUUAAAAGUGAGGACCCCAGGGUAGCUGAACUCGCUGCAGAAAUAAGACGACAAGAGGAAAUGAACAAAAGCAUUGAAAGGGAAGCUGAGUCUCUAAUCGAAAGCUCUUCACAGUCACAUAAAUAUGCAAACCAAUGGGCCAAGCCGUCAGGCGUCAAGCCAACCAGCAGAUUGAAAAGCCGAGGUAGAGGCAAAAGACGUUCGGCGUACAGCAGGUCUAGCGCUAAGAAGUCAUGCAACAGUCCCCGGCAGCUGAUCAAGAAACAGCCAGAUUGUCACAGACCAACGAAUCACUCUACGCCAAUACUACCAGGUCGUCCUGGAGCACCUAGCUACGCCUUGCAGGAGCUGUCCCCCAAAGUCUCAUCAUCGCAAAGCCAGACGUUUCUUCGCUCUGAGAAGGACGGCAAACCCUUGCCGCCUUUUGAUUUCAAAUGCAGCGAAUCCGUCACGGAGACAUCGUCUCUAGAUCUAGCGUGCUCACAGACACCUGUAGACAACACGCUGGACUCGAAUUCCAAUGAGCCGACCCAUACUCUCUGUGACAUUGGCCUCAGCCAUAGGAACAUGUCUAAUGCCUACACGAAACUCAUGGCCGACAAAGGAGACUCGAGAGCGAUAGUGGGGAUUAGCGAGAACAUUGCCAGCCAAGAGAAAAAAUCUUGUCCCUCAGAUCCAGUCAUGGGUGUCCCCUGCGAGCAGAUCAAUGUCCUAGGCUCUGGCAUCCUAGAAGGAAGCGGAGAGUCGAUGACAUCACCCGCCUCUGCAUCUGGAAUGUAUGAGGGUGAUUGUCCUAGGAAGCGCUUUUCACCUUCUAAACACUUCAGCCAAAGAAUGUCGUCCCCAAGAAAUUACAGAAAUAGUGAAUUCAAGCCGUUACCCACAGGAAAAAAGAGCCCCCAGGUUGUGCUCUCCACGGGGGAAUCCGAAUCGGAAUCCAUUCUCCGGGACACCUCCGGACAAGAAAACAGCUUUCGACAGAUAAUCAUCCGCAAAGAAGUAAACUCAGCCGUGCACAACCUUCUCUUCGACACGGAGCAGAGCUCGUCUUCCAUGAGUCCAACGACCAUUAACAAAGUCAACGCCAGCCUGCGGCUAAGGAAGUUGAUAUCGAAAGAGAACAGCCCCAGUUUUUUACCCAAGCAGUUCCCAAACCGAUGCAUGUCUACACAGUCCAGCGGCUCCACUGUUAAAGCGCCUCUGGAGGAGUCAAAAAAGGGCAACAAGCGUACCAACAUUUACAAUCCCGAUUACUAUCUUGGGAAAAAGAGGCCAGCCAAGAAGCACUUCAUGGCUGCCAACUCUCUUCUGAAUAGUCCUUCGCGCUGGAAGAAAACUGACAUCGUCUGGAACAAUCCGGUUUCUUUGCGCUUGUACUCACCCAAGCCAGUCACGCCAUCUCCUGUGCGCAGAAUGCAAGCUUGUAAGGAGCGAAUGGCUGGUAGCAUUGCUAUACAGAAGUCCAAUCCGACCAGACAGACAAGCAAGGUCGGAAAUGAGAAACCCGAUAAUAGCUUUGUCGUAUACAAAAAUAAAACUCAGCCUCGUGUCAGUGAUUGGCCAAGACAUGGGCUGGGAAAUAGAUCCAGCAUAAAGACACAGUUCUCUUCGCCCGGUUUCAGCCCUACUUCUGCUAGCAGCAAACUUUCAUUGAAAACUCCUAGCUAUGCAAUGGCAGAUUCAGAAGCUAAGAUUAUUGAUAAAACAACGGGUAUUAAGAUGGAGUCUCCAGUGCUAAGAAGUAAAAUGAUAAAAGGUGAAGCAGUAAAGCGAUUUGGCGAAAGAACCAAAAGGCGACCGGAAUCCCCACGUUGUGAGUGUACAGAAGGGACUUUGCAGUUCUCUUCCGUUCAAGGCUCUUCGUUAAAAGCAAAUACAGGGGACGCCCAACAAAUAAUCACCUACUCUGAUUCUUAUUGGGCGAAAAAUAUAGGUCUCAAAAGGGUCAAACGUGCUGACUCAAAUGCGACUCUGUGUUUAGCGAAAUCUCCGACAAAGAACGAUUUGAAUGAGUCAGCGGUGAAAGUAAUCAGUCAGGAGAAUGAUCCUGUCGUCUCUGAAGAAAACAAAAUGGCACCCAACGUCCCGUAUAUGAUACCAGGAUCAACCAAUAAUUCGUCAAGCAGUGAUCCAUAUCUGCAUUCUGGAUCACACAAUGUGACCAAGCUUCAGACAUGCGAUGGCUCGGUACAGUUCGACUUUGUCGGUUCAAAUAAAAUGGCGCCUCUUCCUGAGCCUGAACCAUAUUUUGAAAAUGAAUCGCGCCCUUUUUUAGAAAUGAAACCUGCUGGAAUAACGUCCUACCAAACACAGCCCAGCACUUGCCUACAAAACGGCGAAGAAACGAAAUACUCUCGAAAUAUUAGUGAGCAUUGCUACAGCAAAUUAUCCUUGAUGUCAACACGUGACACGUUACCGUGUUCUGCAUCUGAGGAGGAGCUCUACUCCAAAUUGGAAAAGAGAACCGAAAGACGUAGCCCUGAGGUUCUUUCUUUAGCUGAUUUCGGUCUCAAUGGUGCCGUGCACCAGGCUGCACAACCGAUUUCUAACCCCGACUCCGGCUACGAGGAAUCUGUUUCAGACAGGUCAAACUUCUUACAAACAACCAUUUCACGCGUGGAUAGUCGUUCAAAGCUCGGAACUCUUCAGUCUGGAGAGAUUGGUCAAGCUUUGGAAUGCUGUGCUAAGAAAGUGACUCAAGAGAAGGUCAGUGUUUCCGUAUCUUUUUGUUCACAAGAUUCGGAUCUUCCAACUAGUGCCAGCCCCAUUGCCAAUUUGUAUGGAUCGAGUGGGGAUUCGUCAAUGCAUGAACACUCGGCGUAUUUAGUGAGUACAUCAGAAAAGCUGAGCAAAGAUAAACUAGGAUCCAACACAUUUAUCAUUCCUAAUCCCAGAGGAACAUCACAUUUAAAAUAUAUCGAUUCUGUAAUCGAUUCUUCUGGGGACUUUUCAUUAAACUAUGAAGAGCACAUUUCUCUCCCUUGCCGCAAGAGAACGUUAUCUAUUGACUUACUGAAAGACCACAACUUACAGACAGAAAUAAAACUCAAGCAACUAUCAACCGGUACAGAAUCGAUACUUAACAAACAGUCCGAUUACUCAAGGAACAGAAUGGGCGGGGAAUGUAUGAAAAGAAGAAAGUGUGAAGAACUUCUGUUAGACUGCUCACUCUCAUCGAGCCUGGGUCAAAUCGACUACUCCCCCGAAGCAUCCAGCAGUAUCACCAACUUGAUACCCAGCGCUCCCAUAUCUCCAGCUCUAGAGUCGCCGUCUAGUUUCUUCGCGGCGAAUACACGGCGUGACGUUUCCAGCUCGACCUCGAAAGACAUAAGACUCUUGGAGUCAUUAGAUACCGCUUCGAAGAGCAUCCUGGUAGAUGACAACGAUACAACAUUCGAUAGAUCUUUACUCUCCGACAUGAACAGUGACCUGACCUUCAGCGACUCUUUGGCGCGAAACAUUAACGUAGUAAGAUCCGCACACGAUAGAGAAGCCUUGCAAGACGCCAGCGACAGUGAUUCCUUUAACGAAACAGACUUGGCUCACUCUUUUCCAUUCUCUUCUGUUCCAGGAACAGUAACUAGGAAAUCCAAUCAAACUGAAUGCUCGACAGGUGACUCGCGUUGUCAAGGCAAAUUCAAUACGCACACACGCCACACACCCCAAAUCCUAGCUAAUGAAAAUGAAAUUAUACACUUUUCUAAUAACCAAAUGACAGACCGAAUCCCUGUUCGAAGUGUUGCAUUUAGAGAGCUCUUGAGACGAUUCUAAAAUUGAUAUGUCUAAAUAGUAUGUGAAGCUAGUUCAUUCCCCUGUGUUUCAGUUGAGGACAAGAUUGUUAUAUAACUUUUUCUAUAGCCUACUAUUAUACACGAAGUGUAGGCACUCUAUUAUAUAUCGGGGCAUAUCUUAAAUCUUCUACAGUGAAUUUAAAAAUUAGCUUUUUUUAAAACUAUAUAUGUGCAUGUGUAUAAAUGAAUGCUAAUAAUA